AUGCUGUCCCUUGUGGUUAUCAUUGCCCUUGUUGGCUCCACCGCUGCCACUACAGGCCUCGAUGCCAUCCAGUCUAUGUCCGCGAGUACCUUCACAUGUUUGAAACAGAACGGGUACAGCUUCUUCAUUGCUCGCGCAUGGGAAAGUGUCGGCAAUUACGAUGAGACUGGAAUUCAAAACAUGAAGAACGCUCGUGCAGCCGGUUGGGAAUACGUCGACGCCUACAUUUUCCCGUGCCUGAAGAGCACAUGCGCUGCCCCAGCAGCUCAGGUUGAAGCUACAGUGAACCGUCUCAAUGCGGAAGGAGCUAAGUUCGGCAUGAUUUGGUUGGAUAUUGAGAUCUUCGCCUGGCCGAAUGACAUCAAUUAUAAUAGGAACUUCAUCACUGCUAUGGGAAAUCAGCUCAAUGCAAUGGGCGUCAAUUGGGGAAUUUACACCAACAACAACAACUGGGGAAGCAUUGUCGGUAUCAGCUGGAAUCAGUGGGCAAGUCGACCACUUUGGUGGGCCAACUACAAUGGACAUCAAGACUACACCAACUUCGUGCCGUUCGGUGGAUGGUCCAAGCCAUCCAUUCAUCAAUACGCCGGUGAUUACAAGGGACCUUGCGGUGUCGAUCUUGAUCUUAACUGGUAUUGA
This is a messenger RNA of Ostertagia ostertagi, 639 nucleotides long. The record is from the annotation of a GenBank genome assembly. Lineage: Eukaryota; Metazoa; Nematoda; Chromadorea; Rhabditida; Trichostrongylidae.